AUGGAGGAGCCGGAGAUGCAGCUCAAGGGGAAGAAAGUAACAGACAAGUUCACUGAGAGUGUCUACGUCCUGGCCAACGAGCCAUCCGUGGCCCUGUACCGGCUGCAGGAGCACGUGCGCCGCUCUCUGCCCGAGCUGGCCCAGCAUAAGGCUGACAUGCAGCGGUGGGAGGAGCAGAGCCAGGGAGCCAUCUACACGGUGGAGUACGCCUGCAGCGCCGUGAAGAACCUUGUCGACAGCAGCGUCUACUUCCGCAGCGUGGAGGGCCUCCUCAAACAGGCCAUCAGCAUCCGAGACCACAUGAACGCCACGGCCCAGGGCCACAGCCCCGAGGAACUGCCCCUGCCCUCUUCAGCCUGA
Lipotes vexillifer (Yangtze River dolphin) is the source of this 360-nucleotide messenger RNA. RefSeq names its product BLOC-1 related complex subunit 8 (gene BORCS8). Lineage: Eukaryota; Metazoa; Chordata; Mammalia; Artiodactyla; Lipotidae. The record is from RefSeq and is a predicted model, not a curated record. Gene Ontology annotation, cellular component: BORC complex. The coding region runs from base 1 to 360 and encodes 119 amino acids. The transcript has 5 exons.